CCGCCCCCAAUGCCAUCCCAACUAAAAAAAACCUUCGGCAACUGAGAGCUUGUAACGUACUAUCGACGAAUAUGUCUCCUUCGGCUGCGAAAUUAACAGAAAUACCAACUUUCAUUUUCUCAUAUCCCGCUCGCCGACCGCCGUUUUAUCUCCUACUCAAACCCCUCUCUUCCAUCCGUCGCACCACCACCGCCGCCACAAAAAAGAACAAAGUGCCCUCCCUGAACCAUGGUACUUCUAAUUCUCUUCCUUCCCACUCUUCUUCAUGGCUCAACAAAUGGCCGCAUCAUGUAGACCCAUUGUCAGCUAGCACAAAUCCCAUUUAUUCGGACUCCCAAGUCCGAGUUCUAGACCAGCGCACUACAACCAGGGGCACUGCAAUUGAAAGGAUUGUGCUUCGGUUGAGAAAUUUGGGAUUAGGAUCGGAUGAUGAAGAAGACGAAGGAGAUGAUAGGAAUGAGAAAGAUAAGUUGGGCGGUUUGUUGAAAAGGGACUGGGUUCGCCCUGAUUCUAUGUUGUCUGAAGGUGAAGAUGGGACAUUGCUGCCGUGGGAGAGCAGUGUGGAGUUGAGUGACGAUGAGGAGGAGAAGGUUGACGGGGGGAGGAGGGUGAUGGUGAAGGAACCUACGUUGGCUGAGCUGACCAUCAAGGAUGAGGAGCUUAGAAGGCUGAGAAGAGAUGGGAUGAGUCUCAGAGAGAAGAUCAACAUACCUAAGGCUGGUGUCACUGGGGCAGUUUUGGAGAAGAUUCAUCAAAAAUGGCAGAAAGGUGAACUUGUGAGGUUAAAAUUUCACGAGGCUUUAGCUCAUGAUAUGAAGACUGCACACAGAAUUGUUGAGCGUCGAACAAAUGGACUUGUAAUAUGGAGGUCUGGAAGUUUCAUGUUGGUUUACCGUGGAAAUAACUAUAAUGGGCCUUCUUCAAGAGCCAAACCAAAAGAUUUAGAAGACAAUGACCCAGUGAACAACACAAAUGAGAGCAUUAAUCUAGCUGAGGGGAAAAUUGACCCGCUUUACUCUAUCCAGCAUAAGACCUUGACUGCAAAAGAAGCUGAGUUUAAUAAAUUGCUAGAUGGUUUAGGACCACGUUUUGAAGACUGGUGGGGAACAGGAAUACUUCCUGUUGAUGCUGAUUUACUCCCUCAGACAGUUCCUGGCUACAAAACUCCUUUCCGACUUCUUCCCACUAGAACGAGAUCUAGCCUAACCAAUGCAGAAAUGACCAAUUUACGAAAACUUGCAAAAUCACUUCCAUGCCAUUUUGCCCUGGGUAGAAAUAGACAUCAUCAGGGUUUGGCAGCUUCUAUUAUUAAGCUCUGGGAGAAAAGUUUAGUUGUGAAAAUUGCUGUUAAACGCGGAAUCCAGAAUACAAACAAUCAGCUAAUGUCUGAGGAGUUGAAGAAAUUAACAGGGGGAGUGCUACUGCUGAGAAACAAAUACUACAUAGUCAUUUACAGGGGAAAGGAUUUUGUACCCCCAAGUAUUGCAAACGCUUUAGCAGAAAGACAGAAAAUGACGAAACAGAUAUUGGAUGUUGAAGAAAUGGUGCGAAAGGGACCGGGUACGUUCAUCCAUGUGGGUAUAUCAGGUGAGGAACUAAUAACAAGUGAUUUAGCAGAACAACCUGAGGCUAAAGAUGUUGAGGACAAACAGAGAAGUUGGCAGCGGGCUGGUUCUUUAGCGGAAUUUUAUGAGGCCCAAGCCCAAUGGGGAAGAAGAGAUGUUCCCCAUGAAGAGCGGGAAAAUAUGUUGAAAGAAGCAGCUAGAGCAAGGACUGAAAGAGCAAUCAAGCGACUUGAACAUAAAGUAGCCAUUUCUCAAGCAAAGAAGCUUAAAGCAGAGAACCUUUUAUCAAAAAUUGUAGCAUCGUGGGUUCCUGUUGGUCCCUCUGAUGACCAGGAAACAAUCACAGAAGAGGAAAGGGCCAUGUAUCGUCAGGUUGGAUUGAAGAUGAAGGCAUUCUUGCCACUUGGCAUUCGCGGAGUUUUUGAUGGUGUUGUUGAGAACAUGCAUCUUCAUUGGAAGCACAGAGAACUUGUAAAGUUAAUUUCUAAAGAAAAGGAGCUUGCUUUUGUAGAGGAAACAGCUAGACUUUUAGAAUAUGAAAGUGGUGGUAUUCUGGUUGCAAUUGACAGAGUACCCAAAGGGCAUUCUGUAAUUUUCUACCGUGGGAAAAAUUACAGACGUCCCAUUAGCCUCAGGCCAAAGAACCUUCUGACUAAGGCAAAGGCACUGAAGCGCCGUGUGGCUUUGCAACAAUAUGAGGGUCUGAGUCAGCAUAUUGCUGAACUGGAGAAUACCAUAGAGCAAACGAAAAGAGAUAUAGGGGUUACUCAAGAUGUAAAAGGAUUCAACUCAAAUUUGGAGGACGGUUGCCAGUUCAAUCGUUUUUCUGAGUUAACACAGGGGGUUACUCAAGGUGUAAAAGGAUUCAACUCAAACUUGGAGGACGGUUGCCAGUUAAAUCGUUUUUCUGAGUUAACACAGAGUGGAAUUGAAGCUUCAUGGGAAGAGUCCGAAGGCGAUGAAGAUCCCGAGUGGGAGAAUGAAGAAGAUUCUGACUAUUCAGAUACAGAGUUUUCAGCUACUCAAAGUGAAUAAAGAACACAUUUCUCUAUUGUCUUAUCAAAUUUCUAUGGAUCAUGAAGACUUCCUUUUUCAGGUAAAUCUGUAAAAGCUUGAUGUUCCACUGUUCCAGUGCACUACACACCUCAUAGGAUUACGAAAACUGCCUUUAGUUUGCGGUGAUUUUUUUGUUGACAUUUAUUUAUGAUGAUGCUAUUAUUAUUAUUAUUAUAAAAAGAAUAAUGAUUAUUAUUAUCAGAAUUAUUGUAAUUGUUAUUGUUAUUAUGCAUGACUUAAGACACUUUUAAGGUGAAUGGGCUUUCACAUGUUGCCUCUGAAGGCUUCUCACUGGUGGUGGAGAGGGUGGUGUGUCUGGACGAUUUUGUGGAACACAAAGAAUCUCAUGCUAUUGCAAACUGGUUGAGCAUACAUGUAUUACACCACACCCCAAUGCAUAAUUAUUAGCCAUGUUGUGUUUAUAUCAGACAACUUUGUAUAUCAGUCUUAGCCCAGGCAAAUCAAUUAAUAUGGUCAGACAUCUUCUGCAAGUAAUGCAACCAGUUGACAGCUGCAAAGAUUGCUAACAUCAGUCAUUUGAAGCAGCGCAUGUUUUGUGCUUUUGACACUCAAAUAUAUAGUUUUGUAAAAGUAUAUUCUCAACUUACCUUGCACUUGUUUUGUUUCCCCUUCCAAAUAUUUUUGCAACUUGUACCUAUCCAUCUGUACACUAACGAUUAGGUUCCUUGGAGAUGCAAACAUGCAUUCGCAAUGUCUUCUAUUGGAAACAUGGCAUAGUUGUAUGGAUGAAUGUGAUGAAACACCUUUUGUGACAGUCCCAG
Molecule: messenger RNA, 3403 nt
Organism: Cuscuta epithymum
Lineage: Eukaryota; Viridiplantae; Streptophyta; Magnoliopsida; Solanales; Convolvulaceae
Source: the annotation of a GenBank genome assembly